Messenger RNA from Cladophialophora bantiana CBS 173.52, 693 nucleotides. RefSeq lists its product as uncharacterized. Gene Ontology annotation, molecular function: transcription coregulator activity. The transcript has a single exon. Gene Ontology annotation, biological process: regulation of transcription by RNA polymerase II. Gene Ontology annotation, cellular component: mediator complex. The record is from RefSeq and is a predicted model, not a curated record. NCBI's taxonomy places the organism in Eukaryota, Fungi, Ascomycota, Eurotiomycetes, Chaetothyriales, Herpotrichiellaceae. Bases 1 to 693 code for a protein of 230 amino acids.
AUGCCUUCCACCACCUCAAACACGUCGCCUGCAACGUCCGCAGCAGCAGCAAAUCCCCAUCCCGACAUCCCGCCCUUCCCGUCGCCCUCGACCUUCUCGAUCCUCCCUGACAUCUGGCUCCUGAUCGCGCGACUGAAUAUCCUGCACCAACAGCAGCAGCAGUCACAAGCUCAGACAAACGGGCAUAACGGAGUCCACCCCUACCCUCAACAAUCACAGCAACAGCCAUCGUCACAGCAAGGAGGACAACAGCCUACGUCGCAGCCGAGCCAAGUCCUACACCAACAACCACACCAACCGCCCUCAGCCGGCCCAGGCCCAAGCACAGUCGUAUCCGCAGGUCCGACCACAGCACCCAUCCUCAACGGCGCCGCACUGCUCGACCCCAAAGACCUGCCCGCGCAAAUCUACCCUUUAAAGCAGCGCCUCGCCACAGCGCGAGAGGCCGUGAGCGCCCUGCCGGACGUGGACAGGACGGUGGCCGAGCAGGACGACGAGAUCCGCAUGUUGCAGGGCGUGGUGAGGGGGUUGAAGGGCCGGUUGGUCCACUUGGCGCGGAUUGCUGCAGCACAGGGGAACGGGGGCCUGAGUCAGGAAAGGGAGAGGGAGGGGGAUGUGGAUGUGGAGAUGGAGGAUGAUAAGAAAGAAGAAGAAGAAGAAGAAGCGGAGGAACAGGAAGAGGAAGACGGGUGA